AUGGACGACCCGGAGGCCCCAUCGGCUGGACAACUGCCGCUACUCGGCGCUCGCCGCCCCCCGGAAAGCCCAGGAAGCGAGGCGCAGACUGCGCAACGAACGCCGCGCGGAGAUCAACGGGCACAGCAAUCGAUGGGAAGGAAGGACUCGGUGAUGAUCCCCUACAUCCCGCCCUACGAAGGCCCCUCGCCGGACUCGUCGCGCGGGCUGUGGACGCAUCUGAAGGUCGGAUGGCAGAAGAAUCGGCUCAAGGAGGCCUGGGGCCAAUGGCUCGGCCAGCGCCAAUCGAAGCAGAACGUCGACUCGGUGCUCUCGCCGGCCAAUCCGGCAUGGAUGACGGAGUUUGUCGACGAGGCCUACCAGGCCAUCGUCCUGGCCCACCAGACGGUCACCACGGGCCAGUUCGAGGACGAGCAGGUGAAGCGAUCCCUGCAUCCGCUGAUGGUCGAGUUCCUGCGCGAGAAGCGCCGGCGACUGCUGGGCUCGUACAGCCCGAGCCAUCUGAUCAGCUGGAUGAAGCAUCCCCCGCCGGCGCAGGAGAGCGAGCUGGCGGUGGUGGCCAUGCGGGCGGCGCCGUUCGACCAGGCCGGGACGCUCGUCCAGCUCGCCGUCCGGUUCCGCUCGCGCCAGAGCCUCGAGAUCCGCGACGAGCGCGGGCUCGUCGUCUUUGGCUCCCACUCCGAGCCCCAGCCCAUCAUGGAAUACUUCGUGUUCCAGAAGCGGAUGGGCCAGGUCGAUGAGUCGUUCCGCCUGCUCCAGCAGGUCGACGAGGAUCCCAAGCCGGAUUGCUUGCCUGUCUAG
Messenger RNA from Puccinia triticina, 801 nucleotides. RefSeq lists its product as uncharacterized. Gene Ontology annotation, cellular component: mitochondrion. The coding region runs from base 1 to 801 and encodes 266 amino acids. NCBI's taxonomy places the organism in Eukaryota, Fungi, Basidiomycota, Pucciniomycetes, Pucciniales, Pucciniaceae. The record is from RefSeq and is a predicted model, not a curated record. The transcript is spliced from 7 exons.